GCGAGCCUCGGCGGCCCGGAACCGGCCUUGGAACGGUGGCUGAACCUGAGGCCGCUUGCCCUCCCGCCCCAUGGAGCGGCCCCCGGGGCUGCGGCCGGGCGCGGGCGGGCCCUGGGAGAUGCGGGAGCGGCUGGGCACCGGCGGCUUCGGGAACGUCUGCCUGUACCAACAUCGGGAACUUGAUCUCAAAAUAGCAAUUAAGUCUUGUCGCCUAGAGCUAAGUACCAAAAACAGAGAACGGUGGUGUCAUGAAAUCCAGAUCAUGAAAAAGUUGAACCACUCAAAUGUUGUAAAGGCCUGUGAUGUUCCUGAGGAAUUGAAUUUUUUGAUUAAUGAUGUGCCUCUUCUAGCAAUGGAAUACUGUUCUGGAGGAGAUCUCCGGAAGCUACUCAACAAACCAGAAAAUUGCUGUGGACUUAAAGAAAGCCAGAUACUUUCUUUACUGAGCGAUAUAGGGUCUGGGAUUCGAUAUUUGCAUGAAAACAAAAUUAUACAUCGUGAUCUAAAACCUGAAAACAUAGUUCUUCAGGAUGUUGGUGGAAAGACUAUACAUAAAAUAAUUGAUCUGGGAUAUGCCAAAGACGUUGACCAAGGAAGUCUGUGUACAUCUUUCGUGGGAACAUUGCAGUAUCUGGCCCCAGAGCUCUUUGAGAAUAAGCCUUACACAGCCACUGUUGAUUAUUGGAGCUUUGGGACCAUGGUGUUUGAAUGUAUUGCUGGCUAUAGGCCUUUUUUGCAUCAUCUGCAACCAUUUACCUGGCAUGAGAAAAUUAAGAAGAAGGAUCCAAAGUGUAUAUUUGCAUGUGAAGAGAUGACAGGAGAAGUUCGGUUUAGUAGUCAUUUACCUCAACCAAAUAGCCUUUGUAGUUUAAUUGUAGAACCUAUGGAAAACUGGCUACAAUUGAUGCUGAACUGGGAUCCUCAGCAGAGAGGAGGACCUGUUGAUCCUACUUUGAAGCAGCCAAGAUGUUUUGUAUCAAUGGAUCACAUUCUGAAUUUGAAGAUAGUACACAUCCUAAAUAUGACUUCUGCAAAGAUAAUUUCUUUUUUGUUACCACCUGAUGAAAGUCUUCAUUCACUGCAGUCUCGUAUUGAGCGUGAAACUGGAAUAAAUACUGCUUCUCAAGAGCUUCUUUCAGAGACAGGAAUUUCUCUGGAUCCUCGGAAACCAGCCUCUCAAUGUGUUCUAGAUGGAGUAAGAGGCUGUGAUAGCUAUAUGGUUUAUUUGUUUGAUAAAAGUAAGACUGUAUAUGAAGGACCGUUUGCUUCCAGAAGUUUAUCUGACUGUGUAAAUUAUAUUGUACAGGACAGCAAAAUACAGCUUCCAAUUAUACAGCUGCGUAAAGUGUGGGCUGAAGCAGUGCACUAUGUAUCUGGGCUAAAAGAAGACUACAGCAGGCUCUUUCAGGGACAAAGAGCAGCUAUGCUAAGUCUUCUUAGAUAUAAUGCUAACUUAACAAAAAUGAAGAACACUUUGAUCUCAGCAUCUCAGCAACUGAAAGCUAAACUGGAGUUCUUUCACAAAAGUAUUCAGCUUGACUUGGAAAGAUACAGUGAACAGAUGACUUACGGAAUAUCCUCAGAAAAAAUGUUAAAAGCAUGGAAGGAAAUGGAAGAAAAGGCUAUCCAUUAUGCUGAGGUGGGUGUCAUUGGAUACCUGGAGGAUCAGAUCAUGUCCCUGCACACUGAAAUCAUGGAGCUACAGAAGAGCCCCUAUGGAAGACGUCAGGGAGACUUGAUGGAAUCUCUGGAACAGCGUGCCAUUGAUCUGUAUAAGCAGUUAAAACAUAGACCGUCAGAUCACUCGUACAGCGACAGCACAGAGAUGGUGAAGGUCAUUGUGCACACUGUGCAGAGUCAGGACCGGGUUCUCAAGGAGCUGUUUGGUCAUCUCAGCAAGUUGUUGGGCUGCAAGCAGAAGAUUAUUGAUCUACUGCCCAAGGUGGAAAUGGCCCUCAGUAGCAUCAAAGAAGCUGACAAUACGGUCAUGUUUAUGCAGGGAAAGAGGCAGAAAGAAAUAUGGCAUCUCCUUAAAAUUGCCUGUACACAGAGUUCAGCCCGGUCCUUGGUAGGAUCCAGUCUAGAAGGUGCAGUGACUCCCCCUCAGGCAUCAGCAUGGCUGCCCCCGACUUCAGCAGAACGUGAACAUCCUCUGUCAUGUGUGGUAACUCCUCAAGAUGGGGAGACUUUGGCACAAAUGAUAGAAGAAAAUUUGAACUGUCUUGGCCAUUUAAGCACUAUUAUUCAUAAAGCAAAUGAGGAACAGAGCAGUAGAAUGAUGAAUCUUGAUUGGAGUUGGUUAACAGAAUGACUUGCCACUUAUUCACUGUCC
Molecule: messenger RNA, 2332 nt
Organism: Rhinolophus ferrumequinum (greater horseshoe bat)
Lineage: Eukaryota; Metazoa; Chordata; Mammalia; Chiroptera; Rhinolophidae
Gene: CHUK
Product: component of inhibitor of nuclear factor kappa B kinase complex
Exons: 21
Coding region: 71-2311 (746 amino acids)
Biological process (GO): positive regulation of transcription by RNA polymerase II; peptidyl-serine phosphorylation; tumor necrosis factor-mediated signaling pathway
Cellular component (GO): cytoplasm; IkappaB kinase complex
Molecular function (GO): IkappaB kinase activity; ATP binding
Source: RefSeq, a predicted model, not a curated record